Messenger RNA from Calypte anna (Anna's hummingbird), 4289 nucleotides. It is a transcript of the gene ATP6V1A, whose product is annotated as ATPase H+ transporting V1 subunit A. NCBI's taxonomy places the organism in Eukaryota, Metazoa, Chordata, Aves, Apodiformes, Trochilidae. Gene Ontology annotation, biological process: proton transmembrane transport; ATP metabolic process. The record is from RefSeq and is a predicted model, not a curated record. Gene Ontology annotation, cellular component: lysosomal membrane; proton-transporting V-type ATPase, V1 domain. Bases 295 to 2148 code for a protein of 617 amino acids. Gene Ontology annotation, molecular function: proton-transporting ATPase activity, rotational mechanism; ATP binding; ATP hydrolysis activity. The transcript has 15 exons.
GAUGGGAGUUCAGCUGGGCUCUAGGUAGCUGCUUGGUUUGCUAUUGCGGCAAUGCUCGGCGCUGGUGGGAGAGAGGGAGACUGAUGACUCAUCAAGUCAGGUGGUUGUGCCUCUGCUGUGUGUCAGAAAUUUCUUUCCCCUCUGCAGCAGGCUUUCUCAUCCCUCUGUGUAGGGGCACUAGAAGGACAAGUAUUUCGUGAGUGGUGGUGAUGAACUGCUGAUUUCUGUCUUUUUUUUCAUUGGGUCUGUGGAUUUUUGAUACUCUGUUUCUGCUAAACAAGUUGAAGAGGCAAAAUGGACUUCUCCAAGCUACCUAAAAUCCGUGAUGAGGACAGAGAGGCUUUUGUUGGCUAUGUCCAUGGAGUCUCAGGACCAGUGGUCACAGCGUGCAAUAUGGCAGGUGCUGCUAUGUACGAGCUGGUUCGAGUAGGCCACAGUGAGCUGGUGGGGGAGAUUAUUCGACUGGAAGGUGACUUGGCAACUGUUCAGGUGUACGAAGAAACUUCUGGUGUCUCUGUAGGAGAUCCUGUGCUCCGUACUGGCAAACCCUUGUCAGUGGAACUGGGGCCUGGCAUCAUGGGAGCUAUUUUUGAUGGUAUCCAGAGGCCUCUCUCAGACAUCAGCGCUCUGACCAAAAGUAUCUAUAUCCCUAGAGGAGUCAAUGUGUCAGCUUUGAGCCGAGAUAUCAAAUGGGACUUCGCACCUUUCAAAGGUCUGCGGGUUGGCAACCACAUCACUGGUGGAGAUAUUUAUGGUGUGGUGAAUGAAAACUCCCUUAUCAAACACAAAAUCAUGCUGCCCCCACGGAGCAAGGGUACAGUUACAUACAUUGCUCCACCAGGAAACUAUGACACUUCAGAUGUUGUCUUAGAGCUGGAGUUUGAAGGUGUGAAGGAAAAGUUCACCAUGGUCCAGGUAUGGCCUGUACGUCAAGUCCGUCCUGUUACUGAGAAGUUACCAGCCAAUCAUCCUUUAUUAACUGGCCAGCGGGUCCUGGAUGCCCUCUUCCCGUGUGUACAAGGGGGCACAACAGCGAUUCCUGGGGCAUUCGGUUGUGGGAAGACUGUGAUAUCACAGUCUCUCUCAAAGUACUCCAACAGUGAUGUCAUCAUUUAUGUAGGCUGUGGAGAACGAGGAAAUGAAAUGUCUGAAGUCCUGAGAGAUUUCCCUGAGUUAACAAUGGAAGUUGAUGGCAAGACAGAAAGCAUCAUGAAGAGAACAGCUCUUGUAGCGAAUACUUCCAACAUGCCUGUGGCUGCCAGAGAAGCCUCUAUCUAUACUGGAAUCACCCUGUCUGAAUAUUUCCGGGAUAUGGGCUACCAUGUCAGUAUGAUGGCAGACUCCACUUCCCGAUGGGCUGAGGCCCUCCGAGAAAUUUCAGGGCGAUUGGCUGAAAUGCCAGCUGACAGUGGUUACCCAGCCUACCUUGGUGCCCGUCUGGCCUCUUUCUACGAGCGAGCUGGCAGAGUGAAAUGUCUGGGAAAUCCUGAGAGGGAAGGCAGCGUCAGCAUUGUUGGAGCUGUCUCUCCCCCAGGUGGUGAUUUCUCUGAUCCUGUCACAUCUGCUACACUGGGCAUUGUUCAGGUUUUCUGGGGCCUGGAUAAGAAACUGGCACAACGAAAGCACUUCCCCUCUGUCAACUGGCUGAUCAGUUACAGCAAAUAUACACGUGCCCUGGAUGAAUAUUAUGACAAACAUUUUACAGAGUUUGUCCCUCUCAGGACAAAGGCCAAAGAAAUCCUACAGGAGGAAGAGGACCUUGCUGAGAUUGUGCAGCUUGUGGGGAAGGCUUCCUUGGCAGAAACUGAUAAAAUUACCUUGGAGGUUGCCAAGCUGAUAAAAGAUGACUUCUUGCAACAGAAUGGUUAUACGCCAUAUGACAGAUUCUGCCCUUUCUAUAAAACCGUGGGAAUGCUUUCCAAUAUGAUUGCAUUUUAUGACAUGGCACGCCGUGCUGUAGAAACCACAGCCCAGAGUGACAAUAAGAUCACGUGGUCCAUCAUCCGAGAGAACAUGAGUGAAAUCCUCUACAGACUUACCUCCAUGAAGUUCAAGGACCCUGUCAAAGAUGGCGAAACAAAAAUCAAGGCGGACUAUGCUCAGCUGUUUGAGGAUAUGCAGAAUGCAUUUCGCAGUCUGGAAGACUAGACUCAACCUCUGUGACCACUCCAGUUUGUCCUCUCAAUUCCUCAUCUCAGCUCCUCUGCUUCCCUACCUUACAAGAAUGAUGCAACAGUACUUGAGUUGAUAAAUACCCCUGUGUUUUCCCUGUUCAUACUCAAGAGUGUCCUUACAAAACAUUCCUCUUAGUUUGUGUUUGGCAUUGCUUGGUGUGUCUGAAAUGGUGUGUGAUGAGUGAAUGGGCCUGGCUGAGCGCAGAAAUGUUGUACACUUCUUGGGUGGGAAGAACUUCACCUUGCCUCUCCCAGCUCUCCUGGUAACAGUUUUUCAUCUUGGGAUGUAACAACCAGUUGAGCUGUACUGGCAGAGGAAGUGUUGAUCUUGAUGUAGUCACACGGUACAAUGUGAGCUGGCAGUCGUAAGGGCAUUUACAUCUGGCGCUUUAAGUGACUAUCAUUAUGUAGAACUCCCUAUUCUGAAACAGAAUUUUUGACAAUAUUCUGAUGACUUGUUGAUACAACCAAAAAUUCUUUACUAUUUUGUCCCUUGUGCAACCCCCAGCUGAGUCUGUUAGUAUUGAAAUGUGGUGGUCUCUCUAAGAAGGGACAAAUUAGAAGAUGAGCAGGAACAAGUGACCAGUAUACUUUCGUACACUGGAGGAAGUUUUAUUUUCCUACUUAAUACAGAUAGGAGUGUUGGACUUGGCAUCAGCUAAAAUAAAGCCAUAGGUGCUCAGCUUCCAGCAGAAUUGUACCUCCUUGCUCCCACUCACAAGAUUUCACACUGCUCAGCUGCUUGUUUGUGAAGCUUGUGAUUGCUGCCAUGUUCUGCAGGACAUAUACAGCAAGUUACAGUGAUGCUAUAUGUGUGGACCACGAGCACAGUCCUUCCUCAGUUGUGCUCUGUCUGCCAGUGCAGUUGCCUCCCAGUGCAAUACCCAGGUCUGGCAUGCUGAGGAAAGGAAAGCCUGUGCUUAACCAUCCUCCUCCACCUGUGCUCAAGUGACCUGUCUGGUGGUGGCACAGAAGGUCCCCAGUUCUCCUGUAAGAGGAAUGUCUGAUAAUACACUUCUGGGGGCAGGGGAUGAACAGGGGGAAGGUUCACAAGUACAAAGUGUAUUUACUCCUGCCUUGCUGAUUACAAUGCAAGAGAAACCAGUGACUUUGGUCAACUUCUCUGUGUUCUGGAAGCACGCUAUCAAGCAGCUGAUACUGCUGUGUCUUGGGCUUGUUUAUUGGCAAAAUGAGUGUGAGAUGAGGAAUGAGCAUAGAGCAGCCUUUCUGUCAGACUCCAAGAGCCCAGCACUCACACCAUCGCUGUGGAGUGAGAAACACUGGCAUCUUCUCCAGACUCUCCCACUUACUUGUGUCAGGUGGCAUCCACUGCUGCUUUGCCAUGCAGUGCUCUGUGCCCAGCUGGGUUCCAGCUGACAUCUGCUGCUUCGUUAGGGUCAUGGUUUCAUGACAAAUAACCAUUUGUUGUUGGUGGCGUGGCUGUGUGUUAACUGCACCAAAGUAUUUCCACCAGCUGCCAGCUUUGAACAGUAGCGACGCAAAGUGAUCUCACACUACGGACCAAAUGCUGACACUUCCACUCUGAUACCAACUCGGUGUUUGUCAGGCAGAGCCCAGCUGAAACUUAAAGGGAUUAACUAUUUUUGACUCUCACAAAAGGAGCUACUCCUCCAGCUGAUAUUCUGGUAGUGAAUGGUUAAGUUUACAGCUCACUAAACUUUCAGUGUAGGCUAUUUUACCAAUGAGCAUGUGUGAAUGAGUAGUCACUGUUUAAGCCCUUGCUGGAUUCUUCAUUGUUUGUACCCUUCACCACUGUACUAUGUAGCAUUUCAUGCUAGAAAACAGAUGUUCUUAUCUCUUUACAUAGAGGAUGUUAUAAACUUUACAGAAGAUGUCUAAGGUAAUACAGUUCUAAUAUUUAUUGUGCUGUACCUGGCCCUGAAGUGUGACCAGUUUAAAGUUUCAUAUAUAUAUUUUUGUCAUUUUUUGGUUCGUGUCUGUUUUCAGUGUUGAGAUUCUGAUGUUCACUGUAUCCUGCAAGUCUUCCUCCGCAGCUGCAGGAGGAAUGAAAAGAGGGGAAGGACCCCACCACCUACUUUAUCUUGUAUAUUUCAUAAUGUAUGUUGCUGGAAAUUGUGUAAAAAAAAAAAAUAA